Hyaloscypha bicolor E is the source of this 1860-nucleotide messenger RNA. RefSeq lists its product as uncharacterized. The coding region runs from base 132 to 1568 and encodes 478 amino acids. The record is from RefSeq and is a predicted model, not a curated record. Lineage: Eukaryota; Fungi; Ascomycota; Leotiomycetes; Helotiales; Hyaloscyphaceae. The transcript has a single exon. Gene Ontology annotation, molecular function: hydrolase activity.
UAUUUGUUUCCUUCUUUCCUCUUCACUGAAUUUCUUGAGUUUCAGAAAUAUUUCCCUUCUUCCUACUUUACAGGGACAGUUUCCCAGCCUAUCUCUCCCUCAUCUCCUCUCCUUGUCUCUACGUCAUCAAGAUGGAAGCAUCACUCCCGAUGCUCAAGGCAAUGUUGCCAAAAGUGCCUCUGAUGGGAAAGACGGCAAUCUACCAUACUUUAGGAUUCUCUGAGCACUCGAAGCACUGGGACUUGAGGACUGAGCUGAUCAUCAACGUUCUGCGAUCGUUCAUUGUCGAUUCGCCACCCGAGCCUGUCUCCAGAGUGCAAAAGCUCUCUUUGAGAGAUCAUGGCAUUAAGGGACGAAUAUGGGUUAGCAAAGUCACAAUGCCAAGGCCUGAAGAAGACGAUAUAAGACAGGCGUUGUUCAAAGUGAUAGAAGCUUUGAAAGAGCCUGGAGAAGCACCAGGAGGAUUUGCAGAGCCGGAUUUACUUCCUGUGGAGGCAGAAUGGACUGGAUACAGAGUUGGAGCAACAAAGCAAUCACCUGAAGUCAGGAUUCCCGAACAGCAGAAGUACACAGAAAUGAUGAAGGAAGUUACCUCGCCUACGACGGUGCUGUACUUUCAUGGUGGAGCAUACUACCUCAUGGACCCAGCAAGUCACCGACCAACAACCAAGAAGUUAGCCAAACUCACAAAAGGCCGUUGCUUCAGCGUCCGCUACAGACUUGCUCCUCAAAACCCAUUCCCAGCAGCUCUUCUGGACGCUCUAGUAUCAUACCUCACCCUCCUCUACCCACCUCCCGGCUCUUUCCACGAGCCCAUCUCCCCACAGCACAUCGUUUUCUCCGGGGACAGUGCAGGCGGCAACCUCUCCCUCGUGCUUCUCCAAACACUCCUCCAACUCCGUCGCGAAAACCUCAGAAUCCACUGGAACGGCGAAGAGCGAGACGUUCCCCUGCCAGCAGGGGUAGCAGUCUGCAGCCCCUGGGGUGACAUCACGCACUCCUCGCCCUCCUGCGACAAUAACCGAACAUACGACUACCUCCCAGCUCGCUCCGUGCAUCCCACUGGCAUGGAAUUCCCACCCUGCAGCAUCUGGCCCACUACGCCUGCUCGAAAGAACCUGUAUGCCGAAGACGCGCUACUCUGCCACCCGCUCGUCUCACCCCUUAUCGCGAAAUCAUGGGAAGGCUCGCCACCGCUGUGGAUCGAGACUGGCCAGGAAUUGCUCACAGAUGAAGAUAAAUACAUAGCGAUGAAAGCUUCAAGCCAAGGUGUUAAAGUUGUGUUUGAAGAGUAUGAAGCGAUGCCGCAUUGCUUCGCGAUGGUGCUGGAGAGCUUGCCGGCGAGCAAGAAGUGCUUUAAUAGUUGGGCCGGGUUUAUAAGUCAGGUUGUGGAGAGGCCGGGGACGGUGAAAACCAGUGGGCGAGUUAUUAAGCCGAAGACGUUGGGGGAGGUGACGUUGGAUAUGGGCAGCUUAAGUGAGAUGAAGGAGGGAGAGGUGAUUGAGAGGAUGAGGGAAAGGGUUACGAUGAUGAGCAUGAAGCAGCCGGAUCCGAUGUCGAAGUUAUAAACGCAUUUAGAAGUCACCGUUGGCGCAGAGGGAAGAAAGCUUUGGCAGAUGGUAAUUUUCGGACAAGCAUUGGGGAGUAAAGGACCACUAUACCACGGUCGAUUUUCAUUCAGUUCUCUCUAGCAUGAAGUUCGGUUUAUUAAGCUUCGUUCCCUCGCCCGAUGCUAUGUGCAGUGCCAUAGUAUUUAUCACAACGAUAAUCUCAUCUUAUGCAUAGCCUCCCCACCAUCUUCCUUGCAUGCUAACCUCUGCACACUCAAAAUGCUCAACUAAAACCAUUAAAAUCCUCCCA